This is a messenger RNA of Beauveria bassiana ARSEF 2860, 2340 nucleotides long. RefSeq names its product UPF0171 domain protein. The record is from RefSeq and is a predicted model, not a curated record. Gene Ontology annotation, biological process: negative regulation of TORC1 signaling; positive regulation of autophagy; TORC1 signaling. NCBI's taxonomy places the organism in Eukaryota, Fungi, Ascomycota, Sordariomycetes, Hypocreales, Cordycipitaceae. The transcript has 3 exons. The coding region runs from base 1 to 2340 and encodes 779 amino acids. Gene Ontology annotation, cellular component: GATOR1 complex.
AUGUCUUUCGUCAACCCCGACAACCUCAUCGCUGUCGCCCUUGUCAUCAACCGGUCGCGCGACGGUCCAGCCUUUGUUUUCCACUACCCGCCCGCCGUCCUGCCUGUCAGCGCUGAUGCCGGCCAAUCUUUUGAUACCGCUGACUCCGAGGACGUGCUACUUGAGCGGCUCUCGCGGCCGCUGUUUCGCGACGCCGAGGACCGCUCCUCCUCUAAGCACGGUCACGCCCGCAGCAAGAACUGGCACAGCUACGACGAGCAUACCAUGUCCGACUCAGGCACCCAGACCGUCCCCUGGGAGAGCGUCGCGGGCUUUCCCACGCGGGAUCUCGCUAGCAUUCUGACGCCUGCGCGGCCCUACCACAAGAAGCUAUUUCAACUCUCUCUCGAUCCGCUCCUCUGCGUCUCCUAUCCCAUCCACGUCCCCGAGAGUGGCAAGUGGAAAAGGGUCAAGAAGAGCAAGGCGGGCCGCGCAUCAUCAGCUGUCGAUGACGAUGCCCAAGUAGCGUGGCGAGCGCCGUUGAUUGCCGUAUCUGCGCCCUGUGCGCCCUCUGCGCCUGCGGACUCGGAUGCGGCGGUUGAAAAAGAAAAAGAGAAGGACAAGGAAAAAAAAGAGGAAGAGGAAGAGAAGAGGAGCUCCAUGACCAUGUUCAACCUGGUCUUUAUCCUGCGUCCUAGAAAGGAACAAACAAGGGAACUCGUCGAGGCUCUUUACUCGAAUAUAGCAAAAAAGGUCAACAAGGCCUUCAAAUACAGUCAGCAGCACAGUGACUUUGUAUGGAAAGAAUCUAAGAAGAUUCUGGCCAGCAAAGAUCGCGCACGCGAAGACAAAAAACGGAUGAAUCAUCUCUGGAAAGAGCUCCUGCAACAGUCGUCGCUGGCCGCCUCGGUGCACGACAUCUAUGAGGCGAUUUCGCAGAAUCGCAUCGCCACGCUGCACCUCGACACAGCCGCAGGCUUGCUAAGUCCAUCUGUACAGAUCCCUGCGCCCUUUUACGUGGCCGAUCUGCCGCCUGACGAGGCUCGGCGCCCGCGUGGGCUAUGGCUUACGACCGCCAACGCCUUCCUCACCCAGGACUUCCUCGAGGAGCCGGGCUUCCUCGACCGCAACUUCGGUCUGCUGCUCAUGGAGGACGAGAAGAAGAUUGUCGCCGAGCUACAGGCUGACGGUGACCCGAACGCGCUGCCAAUGGUGGAGUUCGUGCGCAUCUCCAAGCCAACUAUGAGCUUCUAUCAAGUCGGUCAAAGUAACAUCCUCAGUCUCUCGCAAGUCCGCAAGUUCGCGCAGCACUUUAUCUUCUGGCGGCGCGCCAUUGCUAUCCCACCACUGCACGCGCGCGACACGUAUAUAGUCUCGCCAAACUGCGACCUGGCGCGGCUGCCCGAAGCGGCUGUCGAGUGGCAGCGCGCCUUCCCGCUUGCGCCGCCGCUCGCUAACUUGCUGUCCGACAUGUCUGUGUGCCCGCGGCCGUACAAAACGUUUUGCCCCAGCAAGGUACACCGCCCGCUGUACCUGCGCAUGCUGGCGUGGCUGAUGCGCGGCGGCUGGGUCACGCAGCUGUGCACCUUUGCUUACGUCGUCGUCUGGCCCGAGAUUAUUUACCAGGUCGAAUACGAAAUGGAGGCUGAUGAGCUCGAGGGCCCCACGCCUUCGGCCUCGCCGCGUUCUGCAGGCGCCGAGUCCUCCGUCUCCCCCAUGUCGGCCGCUACCGUGCUUUCUCGCCCGCACAAUCCGCUAUCUCGCGCCGCCGCCACCGAUGAUGACAGCGCCGCAAUCGCCACCGUCCCCUCACCAAUAAGCAGCAGCUUAGCCUUAUCAGCCUCGCUCUCCGAGUCGACGAAAAUCCGUCAGGCCAGCAUCACCAGCACGGCCACCGUUUCCGAUUCAACUAUCGCCGCUGGCAGCUCACUCCCCUCGACGCCUGGUGCCGUUUCUAUCCCGAGCACGACGGAGCGCGCUGCUGAAGCCGCGCGCCUUGAGCGCAUCGCGCAGCGCGUGUCCCGCGAGGCCGCCGACAAGGCUGCUGCCCACGCCCGCAAGGCCAUCCCCGAGGCCACGCCGCACCCGUCCACCAAUCGCAGUCUGCACCUCGCCGGUAUCGCGCCUCACAUCAUCCUCGACGCAAAAAAGGCGACAGGACGCGAGUCGCGAUACCUUGCCGCCAUUGUGUCGCGGCUGCGUGAUGACCGUGUGCGCCAGGCUUGGAGCACCAUGUGUCGGUACUUUGAUGGCCACUCCGCCCUCGAGAGGGUCGCAUUGCAGGAGGAGAUGAAGCGUAAGGAGGCUUGGAUGCUCCUCACUGCCAUGAGCGAGUAUUUAGUCUGCACGAGACAUUGGUAG